AUGACACGUGUUACUUUAUACGAGGCCUGUGAUGUCAUCACUAAUGGUUCAUGUACAUGUAUCAAUGCCCUUCCAACCGACGGACAGUUCUGCCAAGUACUACCUUCUAAAUACGUGAUUGACAUUGAUUUGAGAUUCUUUGACUUGUUCCUGGUGGAUUACUUAAGAAAUCUCGUCAGAAAUAUCAGCCUGCCUUUGACUCUGAGAAACAGCAUUAAUAUCACAGACAUCGAUAUGAAUACUGUGUGUGGGUUAAAUGGAACAGAAUAUGAGUGCCAGUGUGAGCAGGAUCAUGUCUGGCCCAGUGACACCUGCAGAGCCUAUCAGGUGUGUGAUGGCAUUGUGGGAGGCACUUGUGGAUGUAUUCAAGCUCUCCCUUCAGAGGGUCCACUUUGCCUGAAAGACAUCAAUGAAUGUAAAGAUGCAGUAUCAGUGUGUGGUCCAUACUCAGAUUGUAUUAACUUCAUUGGGAGUCACAUGUGUUCAUGCUGGAGUGGAUUUAAUACCUCCAAUAAAGACAGUCCUGUGAGCCGUAACAACUCAUGUCAGGAUAUAAAUGAAUGUCUGUUCAGUUCACCUGUAUGUGGUCCAAAUUCCAUCUGCACAAAUCAGCUGGGAAGUUAUAAUUGUUCAUGUCUGGAUGGGUUCACUGCAACAAACUCACUUCUCCUCAUCAGCAACAAUAACACAUGUAGAGAUGUGAAUGAAUGUCUUCAGACGACGGAGGUCUGUGGUCCAAACUCUCGUUGCACAAACUUAAUUGGGAGUUACAGCUGUUCCUGCUUGACUGGAUAUACAGUAACAAAUAGCAGUGAACUAGUCAGGGCCAGGAACCCAUGCAAUGUGACUCUGCCUUUGACUGAGUAUCUGAUUGAAAUUCAGAUCAAUAGCAUGGACAGCAGAAUGACUGAUCAGCUGAGGAACAUCCUGAUGUAUUUCAGUUUGCCCUACACAAUCAGUGACAGCACUAACAUCACAGAAAUCAACAUAACUACUGUGUGUUCCUGAAUGAAACCCAGUAUCAGUGUAAAUGUGAGGGUCUGUUUGUUUGGCCGAAUGACACGUGUUACUUAUACGAGGCCUGUGAUGUCAUCACUAAUGGUUCAUGUACAUGUAUCAAUGCCCUUCCAACCGACGGACAGUUCUGCCAAGUACUACCUUCUAAAUACGUGAUUGACAUUGAUUUGAGAUUCUUUGACUUGUUCCUGGUGGAUUACUUAAGAAAUCUCGUCAGAAAUAUCAGCCUGCCUUUGACUCUGAGAAACAGCAUUAAUAUCACAGACAUCGAUAUGAAUACUGUGUGUGGGUUAAAUGGAACAGAAUAUGAGUGCCAGUGUGAGCAGGAUCAUGUCUGGCCCAGUGACACCUGCAGAGCCUAUCAGGUGUGUGAUGGCAUUGUGGGAGGCACUUGUGGAUGUAUUCAAGCUCUCC
Messenger RNA from Puntigrus tetrazona (Sumatra barb), 1431 nucleotides. RefSeq names its product adhesion G protein-coupled receptor E2-like. Gene Ontology annotation, molecular function: calcium ion binding. The transcript is spliced from 10 exons. Bases 1 to 1008 code for a protein of 335 amino acids. NCBI's taxonomy places the organism in Eukaryota, Metazoa, Chordata, Actinopteri, Cypriniformes, Cyprinidae. The record is from RefSeq and is a predicted model, not a curated record.